GGAAAGUGUGAAAGACAUCGCAACUUCAAGAGCGGAGGCCCAAGCACUCAAGAUACAAAAGUUACGGGAAAGUGUGAAAGGCAUCGCAACCACAACCACUUCAAGAGCGGAGGUUAUCAAGCAAGCAAAAGCCCUCAAGAUACAGGUUACGGUGUCCCUCGACAAAAGGGCUAUGUAG
Messenger RNA from Paraglomus occultum, 178 nucleotides. Lineage: Eukaryota; Fungi; Glomeromycota; Glomeromycetes; Paraglomerales; Paraglomeraceae. The record is from the annotation of a GenBank genome assembly.